Molecule: messenger RNA, 5621 nt
Organism: Trachemys scripta elegans
Lineage: Eukaryota; Metazoa; Chordata; Testudines; Emydidae
Gene: DLEC1
Product: DLEC1 cilia and flagella associated protein
Exons: 38
Coding region: 13-5109 (1698 amino acids)
Biological process (GO): negative regulation of cell population proliferation
Source: RefSeq, a predicted model, not a curated record
GCACAGGCGGGGAUGGCGGCGGGCGGAGCCCCCAGCAGCCCUGAGCCCUCCAUGUACAGACACAGACCCGCCUCCGAGCGGACUCAGGACAUUUCCCAUUUGUUGACUAGCGUCUUUAAGAGCACGUAUACUGCAGAUGUUAUAGGGAUGGACACUGGAACAAAUCUGAUCAAGUCCCGUGGAGGAGACAAUCUCUAUCAUGAGAAAUUUGUGGAGAAGCUGCAAAAGAUUCAUACUGAAUAUAACCAUCGACUGACAGAAGUUGACAUGGUAGAAAAGCACAUCAUUCAGGCAAGAGCUCGAGCAACAGCAGCAGAAGAAAGGGCUCUGAACAUGUUGAAGGUAGAUGUUGGGGAGGACUUCCACAACAUUGGAUUGCCACCAGUGAAGUCCUCCUUCAGAUGGUGUGUGGAUAAUGACCUUCUCAAAAAACAUAAUUUAAUCUGCCCUGAAGAUUACAUCACUGAUAGAAUACCCAUUACCAAAGCACCUAAAGGAAAUAAAGAGCCUGACUAUAUCAAGGAAACGUUUAGUUUUAAACAACACAUUUCUACAAGUCCAAGGGAUCAGAAACAUACAGAAAUCCCACACUUGAGGAAAACAUUAGAUAGUCUACCAGAUGUAUCUUUAUCCACCUUAACGCUGUCUUCAACUCCUGAGCCUAGACAUCAGACUAAGAAACCAUCAAGUAAGAAAUCUAGUUCCUCUCACAAAUCAGCCUGGAAAGAUAAUAUGUACAAAGCGGAUAGAGAACAAGACCGCAUUUACCUUGCCAGACUUGAGAACCGACACAAUUACCUGAAGAAUCCACGCUUUUUCCCACCAAAUACUCUUAAUGGAGGAAAAUCUCUUAUUUUUCAUCAGAAGAGGGUAGAUCGAAUGAUAACAGGAAGAAAAGUGGCAUUUGAUGUAAGUGAUCCUCAAUCUGUUCCUGUAUUUCUAGCUAUCCCGCCUGCUGUUUUGUUUUCUGAGUAUGAAGUUGGUCAGGUUUAUGAGAUGACUAUAGAGCUGCAGAACAUGACUUCAGUGUGUCGCCAUGUAAGAGUCAUCCCUCCAUCUACUUCAGCCUUUGCCAUUGGACUGGGAAAAUUUCCAGGAGAGGGUGGAAUUGUCGCUCCUGGGAUGACAUGCCAGUACACCAUUCAGUUUAUUCCUGAAUAUUUAGCUGAUUAUGAAGAUUAUAUUCUAGUGGAAACGCAAGCCCCAUACUCUCUCCUAAUCCCUAUAGAAGCUAGGAGACCACCUCCUGUAUUAACAUUGCCUCGCAUCAUCGAUUGUGGUUCCUGCCUUGUGGGGGGAGUAAAAAUGACAGAAUUGGUGUGCAGAAAUGAAGGGUCCAGUAAUGGAAAGUUCUGUAUAAUGCCAAAGAAAGUAUGGCCACCUCCUAAUUUCAGGGCUGUUGCAACUAUUGGUUUUGUGGAGCAAGGUCCAUUUGGGAUCCGACCUGCUGUUUUUGAGCUAGGUCCAGAUCAAGCUAUGCUAUUAGAGGUUGUGUUUUCCCCAUCUUCUCCUGAAAACCUGAAGCAAACAUUCACUAUUGUUUGUGAUAAUUGCCAGAUCAAUGACAUCACAGUUACAGGAAGUGGACAGCUGAUAGCUUUAGAGCUUUUAUCUGUCACUGGUGGAGAAAGCCACCCAGCCCGUGGUGAGCCUACAGACAUAGCAGCACAGCACCUCAUACGUUUUGACCCCCAAAAUCCACAUGCCACAACAGAGAAGAAACUCCUUAUAAGAAAUUCUACUCAUGUGGAACUUCCUUUCUACUGGCAGAUAAUGAAGCCUAAUCUGCAACCAUUAAUGCCUGAAGAAACUGGGGACCUUGCAAAGGUCAAGUACAACCUAGAUGUAGAGUCAGCUUUCUCUCUAAAUCCUAACCUGGGAAUUCUGCAGCCCCACACUGAUCACGAGUUUAUUCUCACUUAUGCUCCACAGGAGCUGAAAGAUUAUCACAGUGUGAUUCAAAUUGUACUGAGGGACAUCCCAGAGCCACCUAGCUCAGAAAAGCAGGUGAUGCUAGGAAAUUCAGAAUCCAAAACAGAUGAUGUGAUUGCACUGGAAAUAGAAGUGAAAGGUUCAACAGAACCAUUUCAACUCCUUUUGGAACCAUAUGUCAUUAUCAUCCCCGGAGAAAACUUUAUUGGCGUAAAUGUAAAAAAAGCAUUUAAGAUGUGGAAUAACAGCAAAUCAUCCAUCAAAUAUACAUGGGGAAAAAUCAGUGUACGUGAUAUAGUUGAAGUUGAACCUCAUACUGGAGUGUUAGACGCCAGUGAAUUCUGUGAAUUUGAAUUGAAUUUUACUGGAGGCAAACCUGGAUAUGCCAGCCAUAACCUGCACUGUAAAAUCGAACACUCUGUGGAGCCAGUUGUGUUGCAUGUGGAGGCUGCUUUUAAGGGUCCAGCUCUCUCUAUCGAUGUUCCAUCACUCCAUUUAGGUUUGAUUAAAUUGGGACAAAAUGUGUUAAGUACCUUUGAGAUUCGAAACCUAAGUCAAUUGCCAGCAUGGUGGAGAAUGCAAGAAAGUCAAGCUUGCUUAGCUGAAAGGAACGAAGAUGCAUCCCCAUUCACGAUUCAGCCAUCUGAUGGAGAAUUACCUCCUUUGGGCAAAUGCAGUGUGUCAGUUCUGUUCAGGUCCUUGCUAUGUCAACGUCUCCAGACAGUAUUAGAGCUAGAUGUCGAAAAUGGAGAAGGAAGUCAUCUUCCUGUUUUUGUUGAAGUUCAGACCCCCCAAGCAUGUCUGAUGUCUAGUCACUUGGUGUUCAGUGAAAUUUAUAUUGGAGUUCCAGCACAAGCAACCGUCAAACUCUUUAACCAGACACUGCUGCCAGCAAAAUACUUUUGGAAAGAGCUUAUCGGAAGUCAGUCAGCUUUCUGCUCUGCCACUGUCUCCCCAACAAGUGGCACUUUGGGCCCACAUGAAGAAAAAGAAUUGUGUAUAGAGCUAACAGCUAAUAUUAUGGAUGAGCUGAAUGACCUUACCCUCUGCUGUAGCAUAGAAGAUAUGAUUGAACCUCUUUUACUGGGCAUUUCUGGCCAAGUAAAGGGACUACAUGUCACAUACUCGAUACCUUGUGACAGUAAAGUUACCAGUGAUGAGAAGCAAAUGUUACAAAGUCCUCAAGAUCUUCUGUUGGACUUUGGAUCUGAAGUUGCAUUGAAGAGCAUAGUAACACGCCAGCUAAUACUUACCAAUCAUACUGGAAUCGAUGCUCCAUUCACACUAGAAGCUGAAUAUUUCAGUAGCUGUCCAGUUACCUCAGAGGAACAAGGAAACAAUCUCUCCACGGCCAGCCUGGUGAAAAGAACAGCACAAAUCAGAAGACAUGCAGCCAAGAAAGUACAAUCAGCAUUUGUGCUGGCAUUACUGUCUCAUGGGAGAGGAGCGGCUUUCCAUGCCCAACCUUCCACAGGAACUCUGAAAGCCUUCCAGCAGCUAAUUAUAGAAAUAACAGCUUAUAACAACAUGUGGGGAGAGUACCAUGAUGAUCUCAUCUGUAGGGUGGGAGACUUACAGCCUACAUUAAUUCCUAUGCAAAUGACUGUGAAAGGUUGCCCAAUCUUCUUGCAGAUGACAGGACCUCAGACUGAACAUCAAACAAAGAUACCAAUAAUCAGGUUUGGUGCUCAUGUCUCUGGUGGGGAUACGGUCUCCCGCUGCAUCAGACUCAACAAUCCCACUCCUUAUGACAUCCGCAUGGACUGGAAAACUUACAAUCAAGAAAAAGAUAAUGAGAAGCUGGUGGACCUCUUGCUGUUUUAUGGCCCUCAUUUUCCUAUUAAGGACAUAGAUGAGAAUGAGAUUGAGUCAAAUGCUAGCACCUCAGAGACUGAAAUCCUGUUACACUGGGAUAAAAUCCCUAGCAGCCCAGACACCAUUUCUCCAGGUUCCCUCAUGACAGAUGAUGAGUCAGAUGUAAACAAGGAAGAGGAAGGAAGAAGUGAUUCUGAAGUCUGGAGACCAGUAAAUAAUCAAAAGAAAAUAAUCUCUGUACUUAUACAAGCUCAUGAAGGGUUUCCUUCCGACUAUCCCUACUGUAUAACUCCUACACAAAUCGUUGUUCCUGCAGGUAGCAGUGCCUCCAUCCAUAUUUCCUUCACUCCACUCACGUUACCCAAGCUCAUUAACAAAAUUGAAUGUGAGGGGUAUGCAUUGGGUUUCAUGAGUCUAGACAGCAAGCUUGCACAAGGGAUACCUGGCAAGGUGACUCGUUCAGACGGCUAUGGAGUUGCACCUUUGAGAAUGGACUUGCAAGCUUUUGUAAAGCCUGCUCUGUUAACUGUAGAAAUGGAUCAUGAUGGAGGAAUGGUGUUUCAUUCCAGGGCAAGUGAUCUCAUACCAAAUCAACCCCUUUCUGGAGUUUUGACAGAAUCAGUCAUUACUCACAACCUGAAACUCACCAACUCCACAGAGGCUCCUCUGCACUUCAGGAUCCUUCUAUCUGUGCCCUUCGCUGUAUCCAGUAUCGACCCCAACAGGAGCCUGAAAACAUCCCACCGCGACAGGGAGGAGCAAGGGAAGCAACUUCUACUUCAUCCACAGCAAAACAUGCUGGUGAAAGUGUCAUUUCACACAACUCUGGAGUUACUUACAUAUCAGAAUCUGCCAGCUGACCAGCUGCUCUCGGGAAUCAAAGUGCUCCAGUUUGAGAAUGGAGACAGGAAAGUGGAAUUCAGUCAAAAUCUGGUUAUUGAAUACAGUAACAGAACGACCCAGCUCGUGCCAGUGACUGCAUACCUUACUGUCCCACUACUGGAGCUCUCUUGUGAAACAGUUGAUUUUGAGACCUGCUUUGUAAACCAAACUAGGACAGAAGAUGUCUUUCUGUUAAACAGGAGCAGAUGCAGAAGUUACUGGACUGCUUUACUGGACCAACAGGAACAGCAUAACAACAUGGAAGUGUUUUCCAUCUGCCCCACUCAUGGAAUUCUUGAGGCACAUGAAGCUAGCUUACCCACCAAAGCAACUUUAAAAAUCAGUUUUACCGCAAGGAGUAAUGUGGAAUAUGAAACUACAGUGACUGUUUUUGGAAUGCUUGGAGAAAAGCCCUGCAAACUACAGAUCAGAGGCAGAGGAUCUUACGAUGAGAAAUAUGAAGAUCUCCGUUUAAUAUAAGAGAGACAGUAUAGAUUAGGUGUCAAGGUAAUGAGUCACAUUCUUGGCUAUUGAAGUCACUGGAAGUUACAUAUGUAUACUGAAUGGCACUAUUUAAACUACAUUGCCUAUAUUUUCUUGUACUUGAGAUUUAAAUAAAAAUUGUAGUUUUAAAAUAAAUUCCAAGUACUGUAUAAUAAAGAAUUUUACUAAACUAAGAUAAUUGUCUACUGGACAAAUCCCAUUCAACAGGUGUUGAAUCAAAGUAGUAUGUGUUGAGCUCUAUAGUUACCUUUUAUUGGCAUAUGCCCAUGGAUACUUCCAAGGUAUCUGUUUCUACAAAGCAGGGCAAUUUUAAAAGAACUGUGGAGGCUCCUGUAACAGUUUAGUUUGCUCCUUGGUUUAAAAGUAAGUCAGCUGUUAAUUCCACGUUAUAAUAAUUAGGUACAAACUAGAGAGUCAGAAACAGUGAACAAGACCAUCAUUCUGACUGCCUCGGUUUCUUUCAGUGCCUUGUAAUAUGAAAAUCAAUG